Macroventuria anomochaeta is the source of this 1092-nucleotide messenger RNA. RefSeq lists its product as uncharacterized. Lineage: Eukaryota; Fungi; Ascomycota; Dothideomycetes; Pleosporales; Didymellaceae. The transcript has 3 exons. The record is from RefSeq and is a predicted model, not a curated record. The coding region runs from base 1 to 1092 and encodes 363 amino acids.
AUGACCACCGAACACACGUCCACCGAGCCGUUACGGGCGGCCACGCCUACAAUGACAGAACCUUCACGACCUGCGACAGCGCACACAGCAAAUGGUUCCCUUCAACUUCCGGGCGUCGACGGGGUCACCGAUGCAAACAACAGCACAACAGCGGUCAACGCCAGUGCAACCCCCAGCAGACCUGUCACGCCAAACACAUACAACCAACUCAACGCCAGGUUUCCGCACACCCAAGUCGCAUACGAUGACCCCGACUUCAGACGGCCCCCGCCGCUGAAGUACUCGUUGCGAACGCGCAAGAAGGCCAUUUUCUGGUUCUGGACGCUCAUCAUCCUUGACUGUAUCUUCAUGCCCAUCGGGCUGUACUUUGGCAUGUGGUAUGGUCUCACACGAGAUCAGCUCUCUGCAAAUGCCACUUUCAGUAUUAGUACUGCCUUGCUGGGUACCGUCUCGAUUGUCGAAUACUUCAUUCGUUUCCACCGACUUUGGAAGAAGGACUCCCAGUGCAGAGUCAUCGGUGCCAAACGAGCCUACCUCGAUUGGUUCCACUGGAAUUUGUCUUUCGCAUGGUUCUUCAUCAUGAUCGAACUUAUCGCCGGAACGUGUCCCCAUGACCCUCCGAUCCGUGUCCUUGCCAUGCCAGCAGCCACUAUGCUUUUCGCUAUUGGCUUCCAGCUACUGCUCCUCGAUAUCCUCCGACUCCGCGGCGUCCCCGCCCCGUGCCGUAUCUCUUCGCUUCCCAAGGGCGCACCUCUGCGACCUGGUAUCUACGCGUACAUAGAGGACAUUUGCGCUGUCGAUGGAUCUGGAGGCACCGAGUUCAGGCAAAGACUUAACCUGCGUUACCAGGCUAGCAAGGCCUUCCGCGAGAUGUUGCACCGCUUGACAUUGUUCUGGGCCAUUGGCGCCAUUGUCUGCGCUACCGUCACCACUGCUAUCAUCUUCACCAUCCAGCGUGAUGCUGCCUAUGUUGUUGGCUGGAUCCUUCCCUUCCUCUGGGCCGGUGUCUGGGCCGCAAUCACUAUUCCCUGGGUCCAGCGUGACCUAGAGAAGGAGUAUAACGACUGGACCGAGGCCAGGUGGAAGGCUUAG